GCACACUUUAAUUAUUUUCUCUCUCUAUCUCUCUCUCUUUCUCUCUUCACUUCUGCUCUCGCUUAGUUUGGUCUAAAAUUAAAUGGCACCAAAAGGAAAGAAACCAAUAAGAAGAAAAACUGCAAGAAGAAGAGGAAGAAUCAAGAACCCAUCUUCUCCAUGUAGUAUCAAUAGUGACGUCACUUCAACGUCAUCAUCUACUUCAAUCUCCCCAACUGCCACGUCGACAUCGCCGAUUCCAGCCAGUGGAUGUUGUACUCCGAAAUCUAAGAAGUCACGAAUACCGGAGAUGCUGACGUGUCCACCGGCGCCGAAGAAGCCAAGGGUGGCGCAGAACUGCGGUUUAAGUAGGAGACAAAUCGCUUUCUUUGCUCCUCCAGAUGUAGAGCUCUUCUUCGUUUUCGCACUUGGUCAACAAAUCAAUAAAUAAGCUAAGUUUAUGAUUAGGGUUUUGCGGUUAUUAUCAUGGUAUGAUCAAUAUAUCUCAAGUUUCUAGAUUCAGAUACAACAAUAUUGAAAGUAUAUUAUAGAGAGUGUAGUGUGAUGUUUUGCUUCUUUUUUUUUGUGUCUUAUUUUGCUGUUUUCCCCUCUUUGGUUCCUUUUUUUUGUUUUCGUAUUUUUUUUUUGGAUAACUUUGAAUUAGGUGGGUUUGAAUUUGUGGUAGGGUAUAAUUAAUCAAAUACCCUAUCCCUUUUUUGAAUUAGUUUUUCUUUUCUGUAAUUUAUUAUGUUUUCUGUAAUUGAAUGAUGCUUGCUAACAUUUCAGGCUUGUUAGCUUUAAUUUGCAGUUUUGUUUGUAUUCUGGUUUGAGUUAAUUAAGAG
Molecule: messenger RNA, 821 nt
Organism: Eutrema salsugineum
Lineage: Eukaryota; Viridiplantae; Streptophyta; Magnoliopsida; Brassicales; Brassicaceae
Product: cyclin-dependent protein kinase inhibitor SMR9
Exons: 1
Coding region: 83-430 (115 amino acids)
Biological process (GO): regulation of DNA endoreduplication
Source: RefSeq, a predicted model, not a curated record